Messenger RNA from Amoebophrya sp. A120, 2947 nucleotides. Lineage: Eukaryota; Dinophyceae; Syndiniales; Amoebophryaceae. The record is from the annotation of a GenBank genome assembly.
CAAGAUGAGAGCAGUGAAGCGACGCUUCAGUAAUAAAGCGGAGGGCUUCGUGGCGCUCUGCAGUACCAGAAACCUGGCCGUUGCCGUGCACGCGAAUGGGAGUGACGUUGGUGUUUCCGGAGCACAACCUCCACUGGGCGUAGAGAUUGUUCUCCCGGAGCCAGCGAAGGAUGCUACGGAGCAGCCAGUGCAAAAUAGCACUCAGCCGGCGGCGGUUCUUUCGCGCCUGCAGGCAGCGAGGAAUGUUACGGCUCCGCUGGCAGGGGGGAAUGUGACGGAACAUGGGCUAACGACGAAUGUGACUGACCAGCGACAUGAAGAAGAGGCUGGACAUUUCGGUUUAUCGGGCGGAUUGUGGUUUCCGGAUGUGUGGGCGGCGAUGGCAAACGUCUUCCUGCCGUCUCGAGCCAGCGAGGCUUCGAGAUCUCGUAGUGCUUCAGCCUCCCCGCGCAAGAAGUAUUACCUUCGAGGGAGCGCACACAGGGAAGCAGCGAGCGGAAGAGUUGCGGGUCACGACCACGACGGCCGGACGACAGAUCCAUCCUUCCUUGCUAUCACCGAGGAUUCCGACAGGGUAGUGCAUGUGCCGGCUCCUUUUACCAGCGGCCGUAACGCUUCCCGGGCCCCUUCGGCAGUUGAAAUCGGAAGGCAAAGCCUCUUGCAGGAGAACACAAUGUCUGCAAAGCGUCGGUCCCCUGACUAUGCAUUGCAAAUAUGUCUGGGUCUGGUACACUGGAACGUGGAACUUGUCAUGCUAAUUCUGGAUAGUGCAGAAUCAGAAAUCUGUGUUUUAUGAUCAGCAAAAGGGGUCCACUUUUGAGCAAAUUGACCUCAUGCGUCAUGAAAAACCUGCGUGACAAGUCUUGUAACUUGCCAAACCCAGACAUAUUUGCGUUUGAUGCUGACAAUUUUGAUUUGGCUGCAGAGUUUCUCGCCCACCUAGAGGCGAACACACAAACACAUGCUGAGUUUGCUGCAAAGGCAAUUAAAAAUUAUGUUGGCAAAAAGUAUAAGGAAAAGCGAGCUGAUUGGGAAAAGUGGAGACGGAAGGUUGACGUUCCAGCACACGUUGUCCAGUGGGAAAAACAGUACAAGCAGAGACUGAGAAAAAAGCUUGAUGAAAUGAAAAAAAAACAUAAAACGGCUUACGAUCGAUUUUUCCGCGAGCCUACCGACCACUCAAAAUGGAUAGGGAAAUACACCCACUUCGCGAGACGGACGAGUGGUUCCCAGGUAAUCGGAACGCCCACAGAUACACUGGAAUUACUCGAGCAGCCGCAGCCGUACGACUCCAGCUUCUUCCCUUGGGGCAGCAAGAAUGCUUACCGCUCCGAUCCUACAGGCCGGACAAUUUCGUAUAAGCAGGAGCCCGACGCCGCGGGGAGUUUUGGAGCAGUUCACAAGAAUUUUAAAAGCAAGGUCCUGCGCAAGCGCCAGACAGUCGACCAGGGCAGCGGCGAAAAAGCAGAAUCGGAAGUAGAAGAAGUUAAAAAUUCGCGAUUUGAUGGCGACAAAGAUCGGUUCGACCAGGUCAUCAAAAUUUCGAAGCCGGGCACUGAUGCCAUGGCGCUUGAUGAAAUUGUGAUCAACCUGUUCCUGUCACACGGAGACGCCGGGGGUUUGGAGCCCUGUGUUGCGCAGGUGCCGCAUGUCGUGUUCUUUUUUGACGAAUCUGGAUCUCAUAGCGUCGGUCUUUUCGUCGAGAAGGUAGAGACCGACGUCACGAAGCUAAUCCGCGACAGGGAAGUACACCCGAAUGCAUAUUUGGCCAGCUUCCACUACUGUUUGGACCAACUGGAUAAGGCGGGCGUUGUUUUGAAUGAUUUGAAGCCGGAGAACAUGGGCUGGGGGAUGAAAACCAAAAGCGUGAAGUUCUUUGACUUCGGUAUAUCGACAAUUCUUCGCGAUGACAAACGAGUCGCCCUCGGUCUCAAUCCAACCCGGACAUCUCUUUUCGGUUAUUGGCAAAGCUUGAACAAGAGACAAAAAGCGGGAACGCCAGCGUAUAUGAGCCCAGCAUUGAUGCGAGGCUGGUUGCCUUUGGGAUAUUUCUAUGGCCCGAAGUCCGACUGGUUCGCCGCCGGUCUGACGAUGUUGGUGCACCUUGGCAUACCGGUACGGAAAGCGCCAGACGAGGUAAUUCAUAUAUUGCACUGUAAUCUUGUUUGAUAAUUUAUACACACUGAAAACCAUAUUGUUCGAAGGAGAAAGGUCAUGUUGGUCAGUAGAGAACAAACUGGACAACCAAGGAAUUAAUUUCUUGCUGAAGUGAUAUAGAAAAUUCUAUAUCGCAAUUUUCCAGUGGCGGAGAGGGAGAAGAAUAAUAAGAGUGGAGCGGCCGAUUGCUCUUUGUGACCGGCCCUUCAUUUGGGAGUGCCGAGAAGAAGUGUAUCAUUUCCCUUCGCAGACGCUCGUGUCAGGCUGGAAGAAAAGAGUGAAACGGUUUCUUGAUGAACAAUAUCCUUUUGUAGAGGUCGCUUUUCGAAACGCGAUCAUCAACCACUUGAGCAGCGCGUGGCGGCCCACGGAUGAUAAGUCAGUGGAAAAUCUAAGAAACAUGGGUAAAGUAGCCGCGAAUCAAGAAGAAUCGAUGGAGGAGCCGCUAAGGCUGCGGCGAUCCCUACCGACAAUUCCCGAAAAUGAGGCCGAAGACGUUUGAGGUUUAUCAAAUUAUAUGUGCUGGCCCUGUUCUUUUAUCGUUCCGUAUCCGUUUCCGUUCUUUAUUCGUUUUUUUGCCCUCUCUCAAUGGUUGUCGACACUUCGUUCGUUUUUUUUUUGAAAUAAAUGCUUUGCCAAUAAAUUUGACUCGGCUCAUCUACGGCGUUGCUUGCUUGGUGAGCGCGGUGAAUGUGUGAUAAAGUACAACAACAUAGAAGAUGAGCAGAUGACUGUCUGUUGCAUGCUCGCCGAAGGCCAAGAUGGUUGCAGCUCCAACUGUUUGCAGAAU